This is a messenger RNA of Salvia splendens (bonfire salvia), 459 nucleotides long. RefSeq names its product chalcone synthase RJ5. The transcript has 2 exons. NCBI's taxonomy places the organism in Eukaryota, Viridiplantae, Streptophyta, Magnoliopsida, Lamiales, Lamiaceae. The coding region runs from base 1 to 459 and encodes 152 amino acids. Gene Ontology annotation, molecular function: acyltransferase activity, transferring groups other than amino-acyl groups. The record is from RefSeq and is a predicted model, not a curated record. Gene Ontology annotation, biological process: polyketide biosynthetic process.
AUGUGGUUCGACGCGAUCGUCCCCGGCAGCGAAGGCGGGAUCGAGGGGCGCCUGCGUGAAUCUGGGCUGAUGAUCCAUCUCCUGAGAGAUGUACCGGGCCUUAUCUCGGCCCAUAUGGAGGAGAGCCUGAAGAGGGCGUUUGGGCCGCUGGGGAUUUCGGAUUGGAACUCAUUGUUCUGGAUUGCGCAUCCAGGUGGGCCUGCGAUAGUGGAUCAGAUCGAGGCGGAGAUGGGCCUGAAGCCCGAGAAGCUGCGGCUGUCACGGCACGUGCUGAGCGAGUAUGGGAAUGUGUUUAGCACGACUGUGCUGAUUAUUUUGGAUGAGAUGAGGAAGUCCUCCGCUGAGGACGGGCAGACCACCACCGGCGAGGGGCACGAUUGGAGUGUGCUUUUCGGGUUUGGCCCAGGCCUCACGGUGGAGACGGUUGUGCUGCGAAGCAUGCCGAUUCAUUCACUGUGA